Anastrepha obliqua is the source of this 4390-nucleotide messenger RNA. RefSeq lists its product as uncharacterized. NCBI's taxonomy places the organism in Eukaryota, Metazoa, Arthropoda, Insecta, Diptera, Tephritidae. The transcript has 4 exons. The record is from RefSeq and is a predicted model, not a curated record. The coding region runs from base 2027 to 4390 and encodes 787 amino acids.
GUUGUUCGUGACGGUUACGGACUCAACGCAAGAAAGUCCAUCAUAUUCGAAUAAAUUGCAGCAGACACGCUGAGCUGAAUGCAGCAAGAAAGUGUAUGCAUACGGUUAAUAAAAAAUAAAAUUCUAUGCAACAAAUAAAAGUUUACAAUAAGUGCGUGUAAUAAACGAAAAAUCAAUCAAAGAAUCAAAAAUCAAAUAAGAAAACAGUGUUUAAACAAGAAGUGAGUGUUAAGUGUAUUGUAUAUAAAAUUUCAAUAAUAAAAUUAAAAAUAAAGUGUCUCAAUAAAUUAUUGAAAAAAAGUUAAGAUUUAAUAAAUGCAUAAAAUGAGGCAGUAACAUGACAACAACGGCAUUAAAUGAAAGGCAGUGACAACAAAAACAUAAAAAAAACAACGCCAAGUAGAAUGCGGGGUGGAUUACAAAUCAAAUAAAAUACAACAAACACGGAAAAAGGAAUUUUCAAGUAAGAACAACGAAAAAUGUAUAAAUAGAAUGACAACUGGACAAUUUUCGUUAUACGGAGCAGUAAUCAGAAAAAACGAACGAAAUACAAAAACCAAUACCAAAGUUGCUACAGCCGAGCUAAAACAAGUGGGCUAAGGCAAGAACAAAAGCAAUAAAGCAAGCAGAGCAGCUAACUUGGUAGACCAAAGGCUUGAGCUAAGAGUGGAAGGGCACGUGGAGAGCGGAAAACGCAGAACAAAUGUGUAGUGAGGUCGUUGUGAAAAUGGUUGGAACGACGACAAUUACCAGUUGUUGCAAGUAGCGUAGACUGUCAAAAACUUGUCAAACCAGCACACACAAGUGGCAACGCUAUAAAAGCAAAAAACAAGUACGAACAAGAACAAGAAAAGCGGCGCGACACUAGUACGAGGAAACUAAGAAGCGCAUGAAGAAGAAGCAGAACACUGCUCAAACAAGUUUUUGUAGAGAAAAACAAGCAGCAGAAAAAAAAUAUAUUUUAUUGUAUCCUUUUUUUACCAAAGUCCUUUUCUUUGUCUUGGGCGUCAUGAAGAAGCAGUACAACUAAUAAAAUCAACAAAAGAAGUAGUACAAGCCUUAUUCGAACAAAACAUAAAGUGUAGCGGAGCGAGGACAUAACGUACACCAGUAACGAACACGAAAAGGAACAUCAACCUGAACCGAGGGUACUUGAAGGCUUGAAAACCCCAAAAAGCGCAACAUAGACGUAAGAGCGAUUGCGUUGCGCAGAAGGUGUGGAAAAGAAGAAUAAAUGUUAGAUUGAUACGACAACGCCACUGCUGUAUAUAUCCGGGGGAAAGCUGAAGAAACAGAAAAAAUAAAAUAAAAGGGGUUAAGCUCAAGUGCUUUGAAAAAAGUCUUCCACUGGUUGUAUGCAUGUGAUGGAAACAGUAACUUUGGCUUACAAUAUGUGGUCAUGUAGAUAAUACGAGCAUAUUUUCAAAUCCCAAUAACAAAAACAACAAACUAAAAAAUAAGAAGCAGACAAUUUGAAACAUAGAACAAACCUUAAAAAGUUCGCAAAGUUGGUGAAAAGUGGCAGAGUCCUGAGCCACUCAAAGCAAGAAGCAAAGCAAUCGAAACGUUGGCAGCUGAAAUAACAACACCCGCUAGCCAAGGGCACGAAUAAACGAGCGCAUUGCGACCCCUCUGCAUGACACAUGCCCACAAGGACAUUGGAAUUCCAUGCCAACAACGUCAGAGAUCCGAACAGUAGGAUAAACGGAAUGUAAUAUUAUGCUGCUGACGGUGAAUUUUGUUUGUUUGCAUGAUUUGACAGCAGCAGUAGCAGCAAAAAAGCACAACCAGAUUGUUGCCAUCAAAAUACAAACAAACAAAUAAAAAAAACUAAACAAUUACCUCAGAAGAAAACGCAUACAAAGACAUCCAAGCGUAGAGUAAGUGAGCUAGCUGAAAGCUAAAAGCUGCAAAUAGCAAGCACAGCAGUUGCAACGUCACCAACAGCAAACGGCAAGCGGCCAGUAUCAGCUAGUGAUCCAUUCAGCCAACCAGCGAGGGCAGAACGUGACAGCAGCAGCAAAUAAUGCGCAAGGACAAGGCACUGCGAGUUGGUACGAUGGCAGCCAGGAGCAGCCAGCAAAACGAACGACCAACAGCAACACAAGUGUCUACAGCCAUGUCACAACAGCAACAUUACAACAUGCAUCAGUCCACAAUACCACCAGCAGCAGCAGCAUCAGCUCUGUCAGCUGGCGCCACAAGGGUAGCAACAGAAACUACAAGCGAAAAUACGGCAAUCGGUGAGGAGGGUGUUGGCAUGAAACGUCCCAACAGUAUUUUUCACGCUGCACAGCAACAACAAAUUCCCACGAUAGACAUGUCCUUGAGCAGCAAUGAAACAUUAGAGGACAACAGCAGCAGCAGCAGCGCACCAACAGAGGAAGCGACGCACAAAUUAUAUGCUGUUCAACAAACAACGCUGCCAAAUGCAGCACAAGCGACCAUAACAGCUGAAUUGCCGAUAGCAGCAACAACAAUAGCAAUGAAAUCAACAUCAGUGCAAGCUAGUCGCCUGCCGUCAUUUGAUAACGGCUAUGAUAAUAAGAGUAAGAACAAAAGCAACAGCGGCUGCGGCAGUAUCAGCAAUACAUUGUUGGCACAGCAGCAGCAGCAGCACCACCACCACCACCAACAUCAUCACCAACAACGAACUACAACGACCACAAAAUCAACGCCAGCAGCAACAGCAGCGGCAACAGCAGGCGACGCAAAGGGCAGCGCACCGUACACAUCAACAUUUUUCACGUUGUUCAACAAAUGCUACCGUUGGACCGAUCCCAAAAACCACAAAUGCAGCGCAUUUAUCUUCUCUCUCAAUAUGUUUGUUUUCAUGCUGUGCCUCAUUGCAUUGGUAUUGGCGUUUUACAGCAUUAACCGGCAUACACGUAACGAGCAGCGGUUGAAGGCAGUGUGGCAACUGGACGAAAGAAUAAAUGCAUUGGAGUUGAGGUUGCAAUUAUGUGAAGAACAGCAUCAACAAAAGAAACAACAAUCCGAUGCAGGCAUGAAACUAACGCUAAAUAAUGAACGUGACAGCACUGAGCGUAUUCAGCUGGACGUCAGUAAUUUGCAUAAUCAGCAAGAAAAGCAACCAAAGUCGGUGCAGCAGCAAAUGCCCGAAGAUGUGACACAGACAUUGCACCGAUUGUCGCGGCAGGUGAGCGAUUUGCAUCGUUUGCGACGCGAUGUUUCGCAUUUGCAAUUGUCGCGUCGUCAACAGCAGCGACGGCAGGCGGGGCUGGCGACGGUGACCACAGCAGAUGGAUUACUUUUACCAACAACGCAGCAAGCGCAUUCGGGUGAAUGUGGAUGUACGGCAGACUCACAACCUGCUGAGUCAGUCACUCCAUCUCGUACUAAGCAGAUACAAGGGCUCCAUGUAACUGCUCCUUUCUCUUCGCAGGAGUGCAAACGUGAAGUUCUACUUGCAACUAUUAUUUUAAAAAUCGACACGCCUAAUGGUGCUGUAUCCGCACGAGCCUUAUUAGAUCAAGGAUCUCAAGGCACAUUCGUUACAGAGCAAUUUAUACAAUUAUAUAAAUUACCAUGCCGUUCCACUUCUUUACAAGUGCGUGGGGUAAACACGCAGCAGAAAAAUUGUGUAAAGAAAUUAGCGUAUCUUAAACUGUAUUCCUGCGUAGAAUACGAUUAUACACUACAUGCAAAGGCAUAUGUCUUACCCAAGUUUCGUUCAUAUCUGCCACAACAGAGUUUUAUUCCAUUACAGCUUAGUUCUGAUAUUUCAAAUAUUCCUCUAGCGGAUCCUGAAUAUUUCAAAUCACGUUCCAUAGAUCUUAUCUUGGGCGCUGAUGUAUAUGGUUUUCUAAUGAAAGACGCUCAAAUAAAAACUGAUAGUGGACUUAUUUACCAAAAUACUCAUUUUGGAUGGGUUAUCUCCGGACCAAUGUCAACAUCGGUUAAUAUUGAAACAAUAAAUACACAUCUUUGUCAUAUAGAUGAUCAGCUUAAGCGUUUUUGGGAGCAAGAAGAAUUGCCAAACAUAAGACCGCAAUCUGCUGAAGAUAUAGCCACUGAACAACACUUCAUUUCUACACACUUAAGGGAUAACACGGGUCGAUAUAUUGUAUCGCUUCCUUUCCGAGCUGAGCUUAAUGGGAAACCAGUACCAGAGUUUCAUAAUUCUCAUUUAGGUGCUUUAAUUAGACUAAAGAAUAUGGAGCGGGUGUUUGCCAGAAACCCAAACUUCCAAAUUGCUUACCUAAAGUUUAUGAGAGAGUAUCAAGAUUUAGGGCAUAUGGAGUUGGUUGGAGAAUACCCCAAAAAUCUUACUCCGCUUUCAUAUUAUUUGCCACACCAUGGCGUAGAAAAGCUUAGUAGCACAACCACAAAGCUGCGCGUUGUAUUUGAUGGUUCGAGCAUAAAAUAG